UAGACACCUUCCCCAAUUCGCAAUCAGUGGAGAGACUCGCAAUGGAGUCGGAGGAGGCGACGAUGGUGUUCGUGUACGGCACCCUGAAGCGCGGCUUCCCCAACCACCCUCUUCUUGCUGGCGCUGCGGCCUCGUUCGCUGGCAACGCCUCCACCUCUGCCCCAGCCUCGCUUGUCAUCGGCCCCUAUUCUGUCCCCUUCCUCCUCCCCAGCCCCAGGAUUGCAUCAUCUGGCCCUGGCAGCCAUCGCGUCUCCGGCGAGCUCUACGCCGUCUCCCCCCACGCCCUGGUCGACCUCGACACCCUCGAGGGCACACACCUCGGCGUGUAUGAGCGGCGCAGGAUCACUGUCCUAGUUGAGGGAGGAGGAGGAGGGAGGGAGGUGGAGGCGGAGGCCUAUUUGGCGAACACAAGCUAUGCGGAGGCCCUGUGGCUACGCUGCGGUGGCGAGGCGGCUGAGAUUGGGGACUAUACCAUGGACCACGCCGCCAGGAAAAGGAAACCAUAUGCCACAUCCUUCUGUGACCCUAAACCCUCCUUGCAAAUACCCGGUGCAAUACAUGCUCACUAGGAUGCUGAUUUUACCUUGGAAUGGCACUUGAUCAGCCCCCGUGCCCCGUCAGCCAACAAAGCUAUUGAUAAAAUCAGAGGGGCAUUUCUUUGGAGAGGAAGGAAAGAGUUAAAUGGUAGCCACUAUCUGAAAACUUGGCGGUUGGCGCAAGGUUUGUCGCCCUCGAGAGUUUGGAUAAAGGAUAUGGCUCCUGCGUCAAUAUUAUGCAUCGGUGCCUAAACAAAGAGCCAACAAAACGUACUGUACGUGAUCCUAGUACCUAAGGUACUAAAAAAUACUAAAAUUUAUAUAGAAAAAUACAGUUUCUCAUAAUAUCUUCUCAAGUACUAUAAAAUAGCUCAUUGGAUAUUCAAGGCGUGCUUUUGGUCACUGCCCUAUAGAUGACUAUCUUG
Messenger RNA from Oryza brachyantha (malo sina), 961 nucleotides. RefSeq names its product putative gamma-glutamylcyclotransferase At3g02910. Gene Ontology annotation, molecular function: gamma-glutamylaminecyclotransferase activity. The transcript has 4 exons. Lineage: Eukaryota; Viridiplantae; Streptophyta; Magnoliopsida; Poales; Poaceae. The record is from RefSeq and is a predicted model, not a curated record. Bases 42 to 569 code for a protein of 175 amino acids.